Molecule: messenger RNA, 405 nt
Organism: Closterium sp. NIES-65
Lineage: Eukaryota; Viridiplantae; Streptophyta; Zygnematophyceae; Desmidiales; Closteriaceae
Source: the annotation of a GenBank genome assembly
AUGAGGACGGCGGCGGCGGCCCCUGCUGUCGGCGGCGGUGGGGGCUGCAGUCGGCGGCUGCGGCCCCGGCAGUGGCGGCAGCGGCUGCUGCUGUCGGCGACUGCGGCGGCUGCGGCCCCGGCUGUGGCGGCGGCGGCUGCUGCUGUCGGCGGCUGUGGCGGCUGUGGCCCCGGCUGUGGCGGCGGUGGCUGGUGCUGUCGGCGGCUGCGGCCCCGGCAGUGGCGGCGGCGGCUGCUUUUGUCGGCGGCACCCACGGUGGCGGCUCCCGCUGCAGGGGCGGUGACGGCUGCUGCUGCAGGGGCGGCGACGGCGGGGGGGCAGGUCCGUGAGGGAGCCGAGAAGGGGCCGCGGAGGAGCCGAGAAGGGGCCGCUAGGGGCGGUGAAGGGGCCGCGAAGGGGCCGUGA